Molecule: messenger RNA, 2625 nt
Organism: Nelumbo nucifera (sacred lotus)
Lineage: Eukaryota; Viridiplantae; Streptophyta; Magnoliopsida; Proteales; Nelumbonaceae
Product: putative LRR receptor-like serine/threonine-protein kinase At1g63430
Biological process (GO): protein phosphorylation
Molecular function (GO): protein binding; protein kinase activity; ATP binding
Source: RefSeq, a predicted model, not a curated record
AAUUGAAAACCGCAAAUUAAAACCAUACACCAGACAACAUGCCACAUACUCUCUCUCUCUCUCUCCACCUCUUUUCUUCUCCGGUUUCUUUAUCUGUUAUGUUUUUCAAAAAUCUUUUACUUGCUCUUCAACCUCUCUCUAUACUAUAUAUAGCUGCACUAAAGAUUCACACCUGAGUUCUAUUAGUUCCUUCCUUCCCGCUAAUGGGAUGCUGUAGAAAUAGGGGUUGAAGCUCCCUUUACUCUUUUCUUCUGUUUUAUUUUUUGGAGUCCAUCUCCAUUUUUGUGUAGCUUUGGGUUUCUUUGGAGUUUAAGUUUGCGGGUAUUUUUUUAUUUUAAAUUUUCUGUUCUUGAAAGAAAACUCAGAGACAGAGUGUAGACCGUUGCAGACAGGAUGAAAUUAUUUGGUUCAUUUCUCAUUCUUCUUGUUGUUUCCGGAGUUAUUUUUGGGUCUUGUAAUUCGUUGGCAUCUAAUGAAGUUUCAGCUCUAAUGGCCUUCAGAGAAACUAUAUAUGAGGAUCCCUUUAUGCUUUUGUCAAGUUGGAAUUCUCUCGAUAAAGAUCCUUGCAACUGGUCAGGCAUUUCCUGUUCACAAUAUCGAGAUCAUGUUAUAAAAAUAAACCUUUCUUAUUCUUCUCUAAGGGGAUUUAUUGCUCCAGAAUUGGGCACUCUAUCUUCCCUGAAAGAACUGGUUCUACACAAAAACAAUCUCCAUGGGACAAUUCCAAAGGAAAUUGGCAUGCUGAAAACACUCAAGGUCUUGGAUCUGGGGAAGAAUCAACUAUCAGGGUCGAUUCCUCCAGAGAUUGGAAACCUGACCAACAUUAUGAAAAUAAACCUUCAGUCUAAUGAGUUGGCUGGGAGUGUGCCUCCUGAGCUUGGAAAUUUGAGGAACCUCGUGGAACUUCAGUUGGAUAGGAAUAAACUUCAAGGAACUGUCCCUGGCAGUAGCAACUCAAGUUUUACAUCUAACAUGCAUCAGAGGUAUGCAUCUCCUGGAAAUGGCACUGGCUUGUGCUGCUUAUCUCAGCUAAGGAAUGCAGAUCUUUCAUACAACUUCUUGGUUGGGAAAAUACCACAGUGCUUGAAGUACCUUCCAAGAACAAGCUUUGAGGGAAACUGCUUCCAAGAUAGCGAUUGUAAACAGCGACCUGCUCCACAGUGUGGUGUUACAGUUGUAAAAAGUCACACCGUAGACAACUCUAAUCAUUUGCAUGAUGAAGAUGGACAUAAGCAUCAUAAACUUCCCUGGUUGCUAGCUCUAGAAAUCAUAACAGGAACCAUUGUGGGUAUCCUCUUGUUCUUGACUAUUGUUACUGCUGUUAAGCGAUGCAAAGCAAAAUCUCCUGUUGUAAUCCCAUGGAAGAAAACUUCAAAUGGGAAGGAAAGCAUGAUAAUAUACAUAGAUCCUGAGAUGCUGAAGGAUGUUUGGAGGUUUAGCAGACAGGAGCUUGAAAUAGCCUGUGAAGAUUUCAGUAACAUCAUUGGAUCCUCCCCAGAUAGUCUGGUAUACAAAGGCACCAUGAAAGGUGGGCCAGAGAUCGCUGUAAUAUCCCUUUGCAUAAAGGAAGAGCAUUGGACAGGCUACCUUGAGCUUUCUUUUCAGAGAGAGGUGGCAGAUUUGGCAAGAUUUGAUCAUGAGAAUACAGGAAAAUUGCUAGGUUAUUGCAGGGAGUGCAAACCAUUUUCGAGGAUGCUGGUCUUUGAAUAUGCAUCAAAUGGGACACUUUAUGAGCAUCUUCAUUAUGGUGAAGGAUGUCAGUUAUCUUGGACCCGACGCAUGAAAAUUAUUAUAGGCAUUGCUCGUGGGCUAACAUAUCUGCACACAGAACUUCAACCUCCAUUCACAAUAUCUGAGCUAAAUUCAAAUGCUAUAUAUCUUACAGAAGAUUUUACUCCUAAGCUGGUUGAUUUUGAAAGCUGGAAGACAGUAGUUGCAAGAUCAGAAAAGAACUCGGGUUCCUUAAGCAGAGGCUCUUUUGGUAGUAUUCCAGAUUCUAUAGAUGAACGCCAUCUGGAUAUUGAAGGCAACACAUUUGCUUUUGGAGUACUCUUACUAGAAAUAAUCAGUGGUAGACUUCCAUACUGCAAAGACAGAGGAUGCUUGGUGGACUGGGCUAAGGAGUAUCUAGAACUGCCAGAAGUAAUAUCUUACCUAGUGGAUCCUGAACUGAAAUAUUUUAGAUAUGAUGAUCUCAAAGGUGUAUGUGAAGUGGUGAACCUAUGUAUUCAAUCAGAUCCCACCAAACGGCCAUCCAUGAAGGAGUUAUGCCCUAUUUUGGAGAACAGGAUUGACAUUUCAGUAUCUGCCCAUCUCAAAGAAUCUCCAUUGGCAUGGGCUGAGCUUGCUAUAUCCUCAUAAGUCAUAAUGGUAUUGAAAGCUAACACAAUGUAAAUCUGAAGUGUAUGUAUAUCGUAUAAUAUUAUUUUCUUUCUUCUUUCUAUAAUUUUUUUUUUCAAAUUUUUCACUUUUAGUCUUUUUUUAGAUCAUUUCUUUGUAUUCCACAGAAAUGAUCAUACUGAAGAAAAUUAGAGCUUCAUGAUGGCAGAGGCAAUUAUCUUUGUAAUAUGUUGACUGAUCAGUAAAUUUUUCAAAAUACUGAAUGAUUUUUUACGUUGAGAGCCC